AUGGCAACAGCCGGAGGACUGUUCGGCCAUGUUGGCGAGUUCAAUUCCGAACGAGAGACAUUUAAAUCCUAUGUGGAAAGAAUGGAAAUGUUUUUUACGGCAAACAACAUUGUAGAGACACCAGGUGAAGAAAAUGAAGGGGCUAAUCAACUUGUCAAGGACUGGAAACGUGCCAUUUUUCUAACUGAGAUUGGAGCGGAUGUAUAUUCCACAUUAAGUAAUCUGUUGGUGCCAGCGAAGCCAAAAGACACGUCUUUGGCUAACAUAGUUCAAGCACUAUAGAAGCAUUUUAACCCAGCACCGUUGGAGAUCGCUGAAAGUUUUCAUUUUGGGACACGUAGUCAAAAACCCGGUGAGUCAAUUGGUGAAUAUGUAGUGGCAUUAAAAAAACUUUCCAUUCAUUGUAAUUUUGGGGAAUUUUUAAAUCGAGCAUUACGAAAUCGCUUUGUAUGUGGGCUAAACAACGUCAAGAUACAGAACAAACUGUUGACCACCGAAAAUAUCACAUUCGACAAAGCCUGUCAGAUUGCGAAGUCUAUGGAGAUGGCUGAAAGGAACACGCAAGAGUUUCAUCCAACUACUAGUGCCAGUGCUUCCAGUGAAGGGACGGUAAACCAAAUAGAAAGCAAGAGAAAUGACGAGCAAGUGUGCUACAGGUGUGGCGGAAAUCAUACUGCAAAAACUUGUAGAUUUAAAACAGCAAAAUGCUUUAAAUGUACAAAAAUAGGUCAUAUAUAGCGUCAGUGUGUCGUAGUAAACCCAGUAAAGAGGUUAAGCCUGGUUCAACAUCCAAACACGGACAAGUAGAUAGAGGUAACAUUCAAAAUUUAUCAUUGUACGAUAGUAAUAAUGAUAAUGUCAAUAGUGAUGAAUUAGGUAUUUAUUCUUUAUAUUCAGUAGAGUCAGAGAACUAUUCUCAUAAGAGAUACAGUGUAGAACUAUCUCUUAAUGGGGUAGUGUGUGACAUGGAGAUUGACACCGCUGCUGAUUUCUCGAUAAUGAGUAAAAGCAUGUAUGAUCAGAAGUUUAGUCAUUUUCCACUUUGUCCGUCAGCUGUAAAAUUGAAGACCUACACCGGCGAGAUACUACAGGAAUGAAAGGGUUUGAAGCACAUAUCACUAUGAAAGACGGGGCAAGGCCAGUGUUUGUUAAGCCACGUAAAGUUCCUUCUGCACUGAAAGAGGCUGUAGAAGCAGAGUUAGAAAAACUUGAGAGAAAUGGUGUGAUAAAAACAAACUGA
Messenger RNA from Paramuricea clavata, 1240 nucleotides. NCBI's taxonomy places the organism in Eukaryota, Metazoa, Cnidaria, Anthozoa, Malacalcyonacea, Plexauridae. The record is from the annotation of a GenBank genome assembly.